This is a messenger RNA of Equus caballus (horse), 2078 nucleotides long. It is a transcript of the gene JAML, whose product is annotated as junction adhesion molecule like. Gene Ontology annotation, biological process: monocyte extravasation; neutrophil extravasation; neutrophil chemotaxis. Gene Ontology annotation, molecular function: cell adhesion molecule binding. Gene Ontology annotation, cellular component: plasma membrane. NCBI's taxonomy places the organism in Eukaryota, Metazoa, Chordata, Mammalia, Perissodactyla, Equidae. The record is from RefSeq and is a predicted model, not a curated record.
CGUUAUAUAGAUUUCAGGUGUACAUCGUUAUAUUUCAGUUUCUGCGUAGACUACAUCAUGUUCACCACCCACAGACUAAUUGCCAUCCGUCAUCACACAUGUGCCCUGUCACCCCUUUCGCCCUCCUCCUUCCCUGCUUCCCCUUUGGUAACCACCAAUAUAAUCUCUGUAUCUAUGUUUGUUUGUUGUUGGCUAGGUUUUCUUACAACUUCUUUUCAGACAAGUUAUGAGGAUCAAUCCAGCGUGGUAUGUUUGUCACUAGUAAAUGUUUGCAUGAUGCCAUUCAAGAUCCCAGCCUCAGAAAGCUGCUACUCUAGAAGGGGCAAUGACACCACAGAGGUCUGAAAUGUGAGGCUCUCCUCACCACCUCAGAAGGCACGCAUUUGGUUUGUUCUGAGCCUGACCUCCUGUGCCGGCAGAAGUCUCUUCAGUUGGACUUGGGAACUGCAGUUGAGAGAGAGUUCAGUGCAUUGCUUCUCCUGAGAACGCCUCAUCUUGGACUGAAACAUGGAGAGCGGAAUGUUUUGCCUGCUGAAACUCAUCCUGAUACCAGUGUUAUUGGAUUAUUCCUUGGGCCUGAAUGACUUGAUUGUUUCCUCCCUUGAGCUAACAGUCCAUGUGGGUGAUUCAGCCCUGAUGGGAUGUGUUUUCCAGAGCACAGAAGAGAAACGUAUGACCAAAGUAGACUGGAUGUUCUCAUCAGGAGAGCACGCCAAGGAGGAUUUUGUGCUAUACUAUUAUGCCAACCUCAGCGUGGCUGUGGGGCGCUUCCAGAAUCGUGCGCACUUGGUGGGGGACAUCUCACGCAAAGACGGUUCUCUCUUGCUCCAAAAUGUGGAAGAAGCUGACCAGGGAAACUAUACCUGUGAAAUCCGCUUUGAAAUGGAGAGCCAGGUGUUCAAAAGAACAGUGGCGCUGCAUGUACUGCCAGAGGAGCCCAACGAGCUCGUGGUCCAUGUGGGUGAUUCGAUUCAGAUGGGAUGUGUUUUCCAGAGCACAGAAAAGAAACGCAUGACCAAGGUAGACUGGAUGUUCUCGUCGGAAGGGCACGCCAAGGAGGAGAUUGUGCUACGCUAUCACCCCAAACUCAACCUACCUGUGCGGUACCCCCAGAACUGGAGCCGCUUCCAGAACCGUGUAAACCUGGUGGGGGACACUUCCCGCAAUGAUGGCUCCAUCCUGCUCCAAGGAGUGAAGGAGUCUGACAGAGGAAGCUACACCUGCAGCAUCCACCUGGGAAACCUGACCUUCAGGAAAACUUUUGUGCUGCACGUGGUUCAAAAAGAGCUCCGAACAUUGGUGACCCCGGAAACCCUCAGACAUGAGAUCCUGGGCGGUAAUCACCUGGUGAUCAUCGUGGGGAUUGUCUGCGCCACAGUCCUGCUGCUUUCUGUUCUGAUAUUGACCUUGAAGAAGAGGAAUAAGAGUUCAGAAACCUCCACAACUGUGGUAAAAAGCCUGGAGAACGCAAAGAAGGCCCUUCCAGAGAAACACAUUUACACCUCAAUAGCUACACGAGAGGUGAUCGAGGAAGAAGAAUCAAGUGGAAAAUCAGAGGCCACCUACAUGACCAUGCACCCAGUUUGGCCGUCUCCAAGGUCAGCACCAAGUAACCCACCUGAAAAGAAGUCAGCUGGAGAAAUGCUGAAAACAGAGCAAGCUUUUUGAGAAGAAAGGCGAGUUCCCUUCAUCCUUGCCAGUGGCAGACUUUCUGUGCAUCCCUAGUCGCUGUACCAGUUAUUGCAGACCCCUCGUCUUCCCGGUUGUCUUCCUGCCUCAUUGCUCGGUCAAAGGGCUGAAGAUGGAGGGUCCGGAGCCGGGCAGCAAGACUGGACAGCUCUGGAAGAACAGGCCGUGCUUGGGGGUGGGGAGCGUGGACUUGCUUCCUCUGGAGUGGGACCCUGGCCCUAGGGACCCUGGCUGAGCUGCUGCAGUGGCAAACACUCCAUCGGAUCAGAACCUCCAAUUGCAUGGUAUUCUUUAUGGACGAGUUACUGAGAAGAAUUGCAGAAAUAAAAACCAACCCAAAUGAUUCCUUUGGCAAGUUAUCCCUAAAUAAAUGUGGUUUGUGUAAAUCA